UCCACCCAGAGAGCAGCAGUUUCUCACCUUCAUCUCCUUCCCGUGGAGUCUGCUGUAGGUUCACAGGGGAACUGAAGCUGUGUUUGACAAGGCCCAUAGGGUUGAUGAAGGCCUGGCCAGCCAUGGUCUGGAUCCUGUUGCUGAUGUCAGUUUCUGAGUUGAUGAAAACCGCACAGUCACGGGAUUUCACCAUGAAAGACAUCAUCCACCUGCACCCUUCAACCACACCUCACCCCGGUGGUUUCAAGUGUUUUACAUGUCAAGAUGCUGCAGAUAACUACGAGUGCAACCGCUGGGCCCCAGAUGUUUAUUGUCCGAAGGAUACCAGAUAUUGCUACACACUUCACAUGAUGAAUAACCAUGGAGACAGUGUUUCUGUGACCAAGCGUUGCGCUUCCUUAGAGAACUGCCGCUUCGCCGGCUGUGUCAACAUCACCCAUAACGACUUCCAGGUGUGCACGUCCUGCUGUGAGGGAAACAUCUGCAACGUGCUGGUGCCGAGAAACGACAGCAGCGCGGUGUUCUCCUCCACCGCUCCUCUGGUCAGCUCAGGGAGGAGGCUGCAUCCUGCUGCACAGCGUUACUUCAUCCUCAUCAUUGUCAGCAGCUGCUGGAUGCAUUUAAGGAGUCAAAUGAUUUAA
Messenger RNA from Girardinichthys multiradiatus, 641 nucleotides. Its product is annotated as ly6/PLAUR domain-containing protein 6-like. Gene Ontology annotation, biological process: positive regulation of canonical Wnt signaling pathway. NCBI's taxonomy places the organism in Eukaryota, Metazoa, Chordata, Actinopteri, Cyprinodontiformes, Goodeidae. The record is from RefSeq and is a predicted model, not a curated record. The transcript has 5 exons. Gene Ontology annotation, molecular function: acetylcholine receptor inhibitor activity. Bases 105 to 641 code for a protein of 178 amino acids.